AUGCAGCUCAUGCCCGAGCCGCAUGUGCUUGGCCAGAGUGGAGACCGCAAUAAUCCAUCCCAGUUUCCACUCGGCCACAGCCCACCCUAUUCUUUCGACUCGGCGAGCACCCCGGUUCUUGACAGAUUUCUCUCGCAUUUGUCGUCAGACAACACAGCCCCUUUCGAGGGCUUCGAAUUUCCUUACGGACCAACACCUACACCCACUCAGAACGAUGUAUCAGACAGUGCGACCGCAAUUGCCACGGGUGACGAAACGCUACUCGACAAUUACGAGAACCAAUUUCCAGUGUUGGACACCUUGGACUGGAAUGCACACCAGAAUACUUUGAUACAAGACUGGAUGGCGUGGACACCCAGCUCCUCGGAUAGUAGGAGAGGCAGCAGCUCGUCCCAGUCUAUCCUUGGAUCCCUCCCCACGCGGAUUGUCGCCGAAGACAACGAGGACAAAGUCUACACGGGUCCGAACAAGCCAGCGGCUACCAUAUCGCUUCAGCAAGUACACUUCAGGAACCGCAGACAAAAGAUGGUUGUGGAGAGGGUAGAGAGUCUUCUUUCCCCCGAGAGUCAGCUUUGCAUCUCUUCGCUUUUAUCCGAAGACGGCCCCAGCCGCGAUCACUGUGGCCUAGAUUUGAGAUCGCUUCCAACAGACAGGUUCAUACAAACGACUUUCCACGAGCCAUCUGGCUUGAACACCUUCAUCAAGGCAGCUCUCGUCAGAAACAUACAGGCAAACUUGCAUUCAUCCUCGACACCCUCAAUCCACAUCGAAGACAUAUCAUUGUUGAUCACCACACUUGCUUGGGGUGCCUUGCUGGACCACAACACCGAAGGCCGUACCAGAACAAUGCUGAUAGAUCUCACCUGCGAUGCAUCAAAAGCACUGUGUGCUCAGAAAGAUACGAUCCGAAAGUUCUUGGCUCUCGUUGCUGCACUCUGCUUUGUCGAGAAAGUUGGGUCGAAAAUCAUGUACACCCUGCUCGUUAACAGCGCCUCAACGGCGGCCGCUCUAGGAUUGCAUCUAGAGCCAACUAUCCUCAACCGAUGUGGCGGCGAUGAAGAAGUGCUUCAAGUCCAGCGUGCAAUGUGGAUGCUUUACUGCAUUGAAAAAUCCUUCGCCCUGAGAGUGCAGACCUUUUCCAUCCUCGGCGAUGAUUUCCUCCCGACGGCCACCACUCCGAAGAGUGCAGCGACGGACACGACUGCAUCCAUCCCGUCACCGGACUGGCUGGAGAUCCGAUCCAAAUACGCCAGGAUCUGCUCAAACAUCCUGCAGCUGCGCGGAAGCCUAAAGGGAAACGCAACAAUGGACCGUUCUGGCGCAACGUUGGCACUUGCAGCGGCGCUGAAGGAAUGGUACACGUCGAGCGCCACAGCCCCGAUCAUCUCGACUGCGCCCGAUGGGGCAGGUAUGCGGAUGAAGUGCCAGAUGUUCAACCACUACCACGAAGCACUGCUGCAUCUGGGCAGCUUGAGCCUAUCUCUGGAUAAGCGCUUACCUGCAGGCUGUGAGCAGAGCAAGAACUUGCGCUGUGAAUCCCUCAGGGAAGUAAUCACAUCAUCCAACACCAUUUCCUCGAAUAGCGUCUUGCGAGAUGUGUAA
This is a messenger RNA of Diplodia corticola, 1602 nucleotides long. RefSeq names its product fumonisin biosynthetic transcription factor. The transcript is spliced from 8 exons. NCBI's taxonomy places the organism in Eukaryota, Fungi, Ascomycota, Dothideomycetes, Botryosphaeriales, Botryosphaeriaceae. The record is from RefSeq and is a predicted model, not a curated record. The coding region runs from base 1 to 1602 and encodes 533 amino acids.